AUGGCGGCAGGAGGGCGGCCUUGCGGUCUCGCCACGGCCCACCCCAGUGUCAGCAGUUCCAGAAUGUGGCGGCUGGCCAGCCUCUUCCUGCUCCUGGCCGGGGGACUGUCCGGCACACCCGUCACUCCUGACUCAGUGUUCUCCAGUGGUGAGCGGGCCCACCAGGUGCUGCGGAUCCGCAAGCGCGCCAACUCCUUCCUGGAGGAGCUCCGGGCCGGCAACCUGGAGCGUGAGUGCAUGGAGGAGGCCUGCGACCUGGAGGAGGCCCAGGAGGUGUUCCAAAACGUGGAUGACACGCUGGCCUUCUGGUCCAAGUACCUCGACGGGGACCAGUGCACGGUCCGGCCGCCGGAGGAGCACCCCUGCGACAGCCCCUGCUGCAGCCACGGCACGUGCAUCGACGGCAUCGGUGACUUCCGCUGCGACUGUGACCAGGGCUGGGAGGGCCGCUUCUGCAGGAACGAAGUGCGCUUCUCCAACUGCUCGCUGGACAACGGGGGCUGCGCGCACUACUGCCUGGAGGAGGCGGGCCGGCGCCGCUGUAGCUGUGCCCCCGGCUACCGGCUGGGGGACGACCACCGGCAGUGCGUGCCCACAGUGAGCUUCCCCUGUGGAAGGCCGUGGAGCCCCGCGGAGAAGAAGGGCGCCGCCCUGAAGUGCUGCGCGGACCCGGCCGGCCAAGUGGACCCGCGGCUGGUCAACGGGAAGCUGACCCUGCAGGGCGAGAGCCCCUGGCAGGUGCUCCUGCUGGACUCGAAGAAGAAGCUGGCCUGCGGGGCGGUGCUGGUGCACCCCGCCUGGGUGCUGACGGCCGCCCACUGCAUGGAGCCCUCCAGGAAGCUCACCGUCCGGCUUGGGGAGUAUGACCUGCGGCGCCGGGAGAAGGGGGAGGUGGACCUGGACAUCAAGGAGGUCCUCGUCCACCCCAACUACAGCAGGAGGACCACGGACAACGACAUCGCCCUGCUCCGCCUGGCGCAGCCCGCCUCCCUCUCGCAGACCAUCGUGCCCAUCUGCCUCCCGGACUGCGGCCUCGCCGAGCGCGAGCUGGCCCAGGUCGGCCGGGAGACGGUGGUGACGGGCUGGGGCUUCCGCAGCGAGACCAAGAGGAACCGCACCUCCAUCCUCAGCUUCAUCAGGGUCCCGGUGGCCCCUCACAACGAGUGCGCCCAGGUCAUGCACAACGAGGUCUCGGAGAACAUGCUGUGCGCGGGCAUCCUCGGGGACCCGCGGGACGCCUGCGAGGGCGACAGUGGGGGGCCCAUGGUCGCCUCCUUCCGUGGCACCUGGUUCCUCGUGGGCCUGGUGAGCUGGGGCGAGGGCUGCGGGCGCCUCCACAACUAUGGCGUUUACACCAAAGUCAGCCGCUACCUCGACUGGAUCCACGGCCACAUCAGAGCCCCGGCGGCCCCCCCAGGCAGCCCGGGGCCCUAGCCGCCCCCCAGGCCCCGA
Molecule: messenger RNA, 1452 nt
Organism: Eptesicus fuscus (big brown bat)
Lineage: Eukaryota; Metazoa; Chordata; Mammalia; Chiroptera; Vespertilionidae
Gene: PROC
Product: protein C, inactivator of coagulation factors Va and VIIIa
Exons: 9
Coding region: 1-1434 (477 amino acids)
Biological process (GO): proteolysis; blood coagulation
Cellular component (GO): extracellular region
Molecular function (GO): calcium ion binding; serine-type endopeptidase activity
Source: RefSeq, a predicted model, not a curated record